This is a messenger RNA of Penicillium atrosanguineum, 1845 nucleotides long. Its product is annotated as Ribonucleoside-diphosphate reductase small chain. Gene Ontology annotation, molecular function: transmembrane transporter activity. NCBI's taxonomy places the organism in Eukaryota, Fungi, Ascomycota, Eurotiomycetes, Eurotiales, Aspergillaceae. The record is from RefSeq and is a predicted model, not a curated record. Bases 1 to 1845 code for a protein of 614 amino acids. Gene Ontology annotation, biological process: transmembrane transport. The transcript has 3 exons.
AUGGGUCUUCGUCCUUUGAUUCGGAGAGGCCGUGCGGUCUUCCGCCGCAUCAAGCUCGACCAGGUAGAGGCUGCUACAAGCAGCUCCGUCGAUGCGGACGUUUCCAGAACUACCGUUGAGCCGGAAAAGAGCCAUGAUAGAGAAGCACAGACUCCUCCGGCUGAUUCCGAGACAGUUGUCGCCACAAACGGUAAAGGAGUUGCGCCCGUUCCCUAUGAUGAGCUCCAAACCGGUGUCAGGGAUGUCGAAGCCCUUGCUGAGACCUGGUCCAAGGGAGCCUUGAUCGCGGUCUUUAUCAACAUCUGGUUCCUUUACUUUGUCUAUGCUUUCGUCUCCUCGGUCAACGGCAGCUUGUACAGUUAUGUCGCGAGUUCAUUCCAGCAACAUUCACUUUCCAGCCUGCCCACCCAACUCUCCGAUGCUUUCUCAGCUGCAUGUUUUAUUCCCGUCGCCAAGGUCCUUGACACCUGGGGUCGUCCUCAGGGCUUUGCCUUGAUGUCUUGCUGCGCCACUAUUGGUAUCAUUCUGAUGGCCUCCUGCAACAGUUUUGCGGUCUAUUGUGCUGGAAACAUCUUCUUCUACAUGGGCUUCGGUGGUAUGGAAUACUGCGUCGAUGUUAUCACCGCCGACAUGUCCCAGCUGAAGAACCGAGGAUUGGCCUACGCCUUCACUUCCUCUCCCUUCAUCAUCACUGCAUUCGCCGGCCCCAAGGUUGCGGACGAAUUCUACUACCAAGUCAGCUGGCGAUGGGGUUAUGGCGCCUGGGCAAUCAUCUUCCCGUGUUUCGCUGCUCCUUUGUACUUCACCCUGAAAUGGAACCUUAACGAGGCGAAGAAGCAGGGCAAGAUUGUCCGAGAGGAGAGUGGCCGGACUUUGCCCCAAAGCAUUUGGCAUUGGUUUAUCGAGUUUGAUUUCAUCGGUGUCUUGGUGUUUACUGCCGGUCUCGUCCUGUUCGAGCUGCCCUUCGAUAUCGCAAGUGAAGCUCCUAACGGCUGGGGAACUGGUUAUAUUAUCGCUAUGAUUGUGGUCGGGUUCUCCAUGCUCUUCUUCUUCGCGAUAUGGGAGAGAUACCUUGCGCCGAAGCCUAUGAUGGACUUUACCUUCCUGACUGACCGGACGGUCAUCGGUGCCUGUCUUCUGGAUGCCACGUACCAGCUCUCCAACUACUGUUGGAGCAUGUACUUCGCAAACUUCUUGCAGGUUGUCAAUGACCUGAGCAUUACCACCUCCGGAUACGUUACCAACGUCUUCGACGUCGUUUCGGGUCUUCUUCUCCUCGGUGUCGGUUGGGUUAUUCGCCGCACUGGUUACUUCAGGUGGCUCUUGUACAUCGCUGUGCCUCUGUAUAUAUUUGCACAAGGCUUGAUGAUCUACUUCCGCCGUCCUGAUCAGAGUGUUGGCUACCAGGUUAUGUGCCAGAUCUUCAUUUCCAUUGGUGGUGCGGUCUUCAUUAUUGUCGAGCAGCUCGCUAUUUUGGCUGCCGUCGACCAUCAAUACGUUGCUACUGCCCUUGCUAUGCUGAACGUUGUGGGCACUAUCGGUGACUCUGCCGGUAUCACCAUUUCCACCGCGAUCUGGACCAACACCUUCGAGCCUGCUCUGCAACGCUACCUCCCCGAGUCGGCCUUGUCUGACAUCGACAACAUCUACGAGAAUAUUGAAGCCCAGCUCAGUUACCCCGUCGGAUCUGCUGCAAGAAUCGCCAUUCAGAAGGCUUACUCCUACGCCCAGGUCAGAAUGCUUGCAGCUGGGUUAGGUGUCAUGGGUCUCGGACUCAUCUGGACGUUCGUGAUCAAGGACAUUAAUCUUAAGAAGAUCAAACAGGUCCACGGCACUAUCUGGUAA